AUGACCGAACCCACGAAGAUCAGCAUCUUGGGUCGUGAGAGCAUUGUCGCUGAUUUCGGUCUCUGGCGCAACUAUGUCGCCAAGGACCUGAUCAACGGCUUGUCCUCCACGACCUACGUCCUCGUCACCGACACCAACAUCGGUUCCCUCUAUACCCCGAGCUUCCAAAAGGCCUUCGAAGAGGCUGCUGCCGCCAUCUCCCCCAAACCUCGUUUGCUCGUCUACCAUGCCGCACCCGGUGAAGUCUCCAAGUCGAGACAGACAAAAGCCGACAUUGAAGACUGGAUGUUGAGCCAGAGCCCGCCAUGCGGUCGUGAUACGGUGGUCAUCGCUCUGGGCGGCGGUGUCAUUGGAGAUCUGACCGGCUUUGUCGCUUCGACUUACAUGCGAGGCGUCCGCUAUGUCCAGGUCCCCACAACACUUCUCGCCAUGGUGGACUCUUCGAUCGGCGGAAAGACCGCCAUUGACACGCCAUUGGGCAAGAACUUGAUCGGUGCGAUCUGGCAGCCGUCGAGGAUUUACAUUGACCUGGAGUUCCUGGAGACGCUCCCGGUUAGGGAGUUCAUCAAUGGUAUGGCGGAGGUGAUCAAGACCGCAGCCAUCUCCAGCGAGGAGGAAUUCACAGCCUUGGAGGACAACGCCGAGACGAUAUUGUCCGCCGUCCGCCGUGUAAUCCAACCCGGACAGCGCCGUUUCGAAGGCAUUGAGGACAUUCUGAAGGCGAGAAUUCUGGCGUCCGCUAGACACAAGGCGUUUGUCGUCUCCGCGGACGAGCGCGAAGGUGGUCUCCGGAACUUGUUGAACUGGGGUCACUCCAUUGGUCAUGCCAUUGAGGCCAUCUUGACCCCUCAGGUUCUCCACGGAGAAUGUGUUGCCAUUGGUAUGGUGAAGGAGGCCGAAUUGGCCCGCCAUCUCGGCAUCUUGAAGGGCGUUGCCGUGGCUCGCAUUGUU
This is a messenger RNA of Aspergillus niger, 951 nucleotides long. RefSeq lists its product as uncharacterized. The transcript has a single exon. Gene Ontology annotation, biological process: aromatic amino acid biosynthetic process. The annotation marks the transcript as partial. Lineage: Eukaryota; Fungi; Ascomycota; Eurotiomycetes; Eurotiales; Aspergillaceae. Gene Ontology annotation, cellular component: cytoplasm. Gene Ontology annotation, molecular function: 3-dehydroquinate synthase activity. The record is from RefSeq and is a predicted model, not a curated record.